Molecule: messenger RNA, 5203 nt
Organism: Mesocricetus auratus (golden hamster)
Lineage: Eukaryota; Metazoa; Chordata; Mammalia; Rodentia; Cricetidae
Gene: Znf16
Product: zinc finger protein 16
Exons: 1
Coding region: 59-1633 (524 amino acids)
Biological process (GO): regulation of transcription by RNA polymerase II; central nervous system development
Cellular component (GO): nucleus
Molecular function (GO): RNA polymerase II cis-regulatory region sequence-specific DNA binding; DNA-binding transcription factor activity, RNA polymerase II-specific
Source: RefSeq, a predicted model, not a curated record
UGAAGGUGAGAGCCUGGUCCAGCCCCUCUACUGGGAGGGAGAUGUCACACCAGUGACCAUGUUCCUUAAGGGCCCCUUAGGGGAGAAAGGUCUGAUUUGUAACAGUUUUGACAAAAACUUGAGUUUGAGCCCAAGUCCAUUAGUGUGUCAGGGAAUCUCUACCGAAGAGAGGCCUCGUCCAUGCUACUCUCCAGAGAACUUCCAGCACAGUGCAGACCUAACUGGCCAGGAGGGGCUUCCUACACCUGAAAGCCCAUUCAUAUGUACUGGGUGUGGGAAAACACUCAGAGGAAGCCUUGACCUUGUUCAGCAUCAGAGAGCCGACUUUGGAGAGAAGUCUUUUAUGUGUUCUGAAUGUGGAAAAUCCAUUAGCCAGAAGUCUGGUCUUACAAACCACUGGCAACCUUACCUAAAUGUGCAGCCCAGCCUGCGUGUCCAGUGCACGAAAGUCUCUCAGUUGUAUGUGUGUAAGGAAUGUGGGAAAGCCUUCAGCCAGAACUCAAGCCUUAAAAAGCACCAAAAGUGUCACAUGAUUGAAAAGUCCUAUGUGUGCAGGGAAUGUGGAAAGGCUUUUAGGCGGAAAUCAAACCUUGUCCAGCAUCAAAGAAUCCAUUCUGAAGAGAAACCGUAUGUCUGUGACCGGUGUGGGAAAGGCUUCGGGCGGAACUCAAACCUCGUUAAACACCACAGGAUCCACAGGGAUGAUAAGCCUUUCGAGUGCAGAGAGUGUGGUAAAGCUUUUAGCCAGAGCGCACACCUCAGGAAGCAUCAGAGGAUCCACUCUGAAGAGAAACCGUAUGAGUGUGAUGAUUGUGGCAAGUCGUUCAGUCGCAUCUCAAACCUCAUUAAACAUCACAGGGUUCAUACUGGAGAGAAACCUUACCAAUGCAGCGACUGUGGGAAAGCAUUUAGCCAGAGUUCCAGCCUUAUGCAGCAUCGGAGAAUUCACACUGGAGAGAAGCCUCAUGUGUGCAGCGUGUGUGGGAAAGCCUUCAGUUACAGCUCUGUGCUCAGGAAGCACCAGAUAACUCACACAGGAGAGAAGCCCUACAGGUGCAGUAUCUGUGGGAAGGCCUUCAGCCACAGCUCCGCCCUCAUCCAGCAUCAAGGGGUGCACACUGGGGACAAGCCCUAUGAGUGCCACGAGUGUGGAAAGACCUUCAGUCGAAGUUCCAACCUCAUCCUUCACCAUCGAGUCCACACCGGAGAAAAACCUUAUGAAUGUACUGAAUGUGGGAAAACCUUCAGCCAGAGCUCAACCCUCAUUCAGCACCGGAGGAUUCACAAUGGAUUAAAACCUCAUGAAUGUAGCCAGUGUGGCAAAGCCUUUAACCGAAGUUCAAACCUUAUCCACCACCAGAAAGUUCACACAGGAGAGAAGCCCUUCACAUGUGUUGAGUGUGGUAAGGGCUUCAGCCAGAGUUCGCACCUCAUUCAGCAUCAAAUAAUCCACACUGGAGAGAGACCCUAUCAGUGCAGUGAGUGUGGAAAAGCCUUCAACCAGCGCUCAGUGCUCACCCAGCACCAAAGGAUUCACACUGGUGUGAGGCCCUAUCACUGCGCUGCUUGUGGGAAAGCGUUCAUCCAGCGGUCAAAGCUGCUUAAACACCAGUUAGUUCACACAAAGGAGUAGCCUGGAGGCUGGGCCACGGUUCCUCUCUGACUCUGCCGGCCCUUGGCUCAGCCUUCCCCUUGCUAGACUUGAAAGCAGGCUCACUGUUUUUAUGCCCAGCCGCCACAGAGCCUAAAGCCCUCCUUUAAACAUCCUCCAAGGCUCUCUUUUGCCAUUGCUGCCGAAGCGUGUGGCUCUUAUCUGCAUUUUGUUGUUCUUACGGUUUGCAAACAUGCUCUUGUUCAUUAGAAGACAAAGAUGACAAAGGUUUCAUUGUUCAUAGUUUAUUCUUGUAAUCAAAGGUGCAGAAAUAGGUAAUGUGACCUUUGGCUGGAAUAACCUCAGUAUUCUUCCACUUAGCAUUUAGUCAUAGGGAGUGAGGCCUGAUUUAGUGUUUAUUAAUAUUUUAUUUACAUAAGCCCAACAUGAGGGUUUUCCAGGUCCAGUUGCCAUGUUCUCUGGAGACAUUACUCUGCUUCCUUUCCUGUCCCAUCCUGUAUCAGCUUCCUUUUUUUCUUUUCUUUUGUUUUUUCUCAACAGGGUUUCUGUGUGUGACAGUCCUGGCUGUCCUGAAACUUGCUGUGUAGACGAGGCUGGCCUCAAACUCACAGAGAUCCGCCUGCCUCUGCCUCCCGAGUGCUGGGAUUAAAGGCGUGCGCCACCAAUGCCUGGCUUCAUGGCUUUCUUCAUCUUUCCCCCACACGCCCCAGGCCAUGUCUUCACACAUGCUCUCACCAUCAUUUUUGAAGUACUUUCUGUUUGGUCUUAGGCAGUCCAGAUGUCAGAAAUGAGCUCACACUGGACUACAGGAGGACUUCUGCUGGUUAGAUAAAAGCCAACCUCCUUCAGGAACUUGUGAAACCAUUUCCCAUCUGCCAAAAGGAGUCAUUUCCUUACCUCUGGCAGGAGGGACAUACUGUUCUCAAGUGGCAUGUACCUGUGGCUGCAUAUCAAAGCCCAUGCCACCUCCAGGCUCCCUCAGUCCCAACUCAGCAAGUAGUUGUUAGACAUUUCCAAGCCCACCUCUCUUAUACUCCCUCCCCACCCCCACUCCACCCCCACCCCUACCCCCUGGCGUUCUCAUUACUCUCUCUCCUCCCUAUGCUGUGUUCCUAUAGCCUGCUACCCCCCUGUCUCUACCAUGUUCUCUUGCUACCCUGCUUCCCUAACACUGUCCAUAUCCAGACUGCUUUCUCUCUCUCUCUCUCAGUUCUGAACUCCUCCAGGUGUCCCUGAAUAGUUUCUAUCUUAUGCACAAUAAAACCCUAACCCUGAUAAUGGAACUGUCACGUUGGCAGGUUCUUUAUUGUAUCCCCUGCAUACAUCUGAUGCUGAAACCUGCACAAACUGGACCAUAGGAUGGUUCUGGAUAUUUGGACUGCCUGAGACCCAGCACUUUCUGGGUACUCACACACACACACACACACACACACACACACACACACGAGAGACAGGAACAGGAUACCAGCUCACUAACCUCAUCAUUUUCCCAGAGCUGUGUCUUUAUGCUCUGAACAGGGAGAGAGCUCAAGUACAGCAUAUCUGUCCCCAGAGAGCUCCCUAGAUAGUAGACACUAGGUAGACAUAGGGUGUCACAGGACACACUCCAACCAGACCAAAUCCAGCUUCUUUGAGUAAAAGAAACUUUAUGGGAACACACCAAUGCCCAUUUGCUUACAAAUACCUAGCAGCUUUUGCAUGGCAGAAUUGGGAGUUGUCAUACAUAACCAUAUGCCCCACAAAGCUAGAGUUUUCACUUUGUGACCCUUUUCAGGGAGUUAGCCUGCUUUGCCAUAAGACAAUGGAAGCCCUUGUUAUCACCGGGAGCUCUCAAGGUGAGGCUUUGAAGAGAGGCUCAAAGUUCUUGCAGGAAGGGAUUGAAAUAUUUUGUGACUAGAAGUCUAAUCAAUGUGUAGUGCAUUAGCCUGAGAAUGGUGAGGUUCUGUCCUAGUUAGGGUUACUCUUGCUGUGAUGGCCAAAAGCAAGUUGGGAAGAAGAGGGUUGAUUUGGCUCACAUGUCCACAUCCAUCAUUGAAGUGAGGCUGGAACUCAAACGGGGCAGAAAGCUGGAGGUAGGAGAUGGAGAGGCCACGGAGGAUGCUGCUUACUGGUUGGCUCACCAUGGCUGGAUCAGCGUCCUGCUUGCUUGUCUUGGUUUUUUUAGACAGGGUUUCUUUGUGUAACAGUCCUGGCUGUCUUGGAACUCACUCUGUAGACCAGGUUGGCCUGGAACUCACUGAGCUCCUCCUUGCCCCUGCCUCUCAAGUGCUGGGAUUACUGGGAUUAAAGGUGUGUCCUGCCACCACCUGGCCAGUAGAACCUGGAGCCACCAACCCAGAGGUGGCGGCCCCAUCCACAAAGGGCUAGGCCCUCCCAUAUCAGUCACUAAGAAAAUGCCUUUCAAGCUUAUGUAACUUCCAAGUUUCUCUACUGUGAAGUUAUUAUUUUCCUUUUUAGCUACCAUAGACAAUGUUUCUCAUCAAUAUCUACCUUGUUUGUAUCUCAUCAUGAUUCUUCUACUUCCAUUACCAAAAGAGUUUUACCUUCUCCAUGUAUUUAUCAGUGAUGGGUGGUGGUGGCACACGCCUUUAAUCCCAGCCCUGUGAGUUCGAGGCCAGCCUGGUCUACAAAGUGAGUUCCAGGAAAGCCUCCAAAGCUACACAGAGAAACCCUGUCUCGAAAAACCAAAAAAAAAAAAAAAAAAAAAAAGAUAAACUCUAUGUAUUUAUCAGUUUAUUCAGUAUGGGUUCAUUAAUUUCUAUUUGUUUAGUGAGUCUGUAACUCUCAUUAUAUAUUGUGAUACUCAGAUGGUCCCAGAUUUGACCAGUAGAAACUUGUUCUUCAUACUAGAGUCCUGUGCACAUCUUGUUGUGUUUUGGCCUUUGCUUUGCUUUCUGGCAUAGCCAGCUAUUCCAAGUUCAUCCUGAAUGCUCCUUUUUCCCAAUUGUGCAGUGUGUCUUUUUCCCCUGGGCUUCCUCAUCCCUGUUGCUAACAAGGUAUUUUAGAAAGCAAGAUCUAGCCGAGCAUUGGUGGUGCACGCCUUUAAUCCCAGCACUUGGGAAGCAGAGGCAGGUGGAUCUCUGUGAGUUCGAGACCAGCCUGGUCUACAGAGGGAGUUUCAGGACAGGUUCCAAAACAAUACAGAGAAACCCUGUCUCGGGGAAGAAAAAAAAGCAAGAUCUAAGUGCUGGGUGUAUACCUUGUUGGAAAGUGUCUGGGAUCUCACAACAGACCACUCAGCGGAGAGCUAGGGACUAGACGAGUGUGCAUAAAUGCCAUCUUCGAGCAGCUCUCUUACCAGGCCCAGUCCAACACCAAAGCUCACUCCACCCUUCCCUCUUUUCUGUAUUUGUUCUUCUUAAUAUUUAUUUAUUUUAUGUAUAUGAGUGACCUGUCUACUAACACACCAGAAGAGUGACUCGGAGCCUGUUACAGAUGGUUGGGAGUCACCAUGUGGUGGCUGAGAAUUGAACUUAGAACCUCUGGAAGAGCAGUCAGUGCUCUUAAUUGAUGACCCCUUUCUCCAGCCCCUUUCUGUAUUUGUAACUGCAUUCCCAUUUUAACAGAAAUACAGUCUUGGUAUCUUCAGUA